Molecule: messenger RNA, 1605 nt
Organism: Recurvomyces mirabilis
Lineage: Eukaryota; Fungi; Ascomycota; Dothideomycetes; Mycosphaerellales; Teratosphaeriaceae
Gene: INO1
Product: Myo-inositol-1-phosphate synthase
Exons: 3
Coding region: 1-1605 (534 amino acids)
Biological process (GO): inositol biosynthetic process; phospholipid biosynthetic process
Cellular component (GO): cytoplasm
Molecular function (GO): inositol-3-phosphate synthase activity
Source: RefSeq, a predicted model, not a curated record
AUGGCGCCUCACGCAAACGAUAGCGAUGGCAGUGCAACCGGAAUAGCCGUUGAGCAGGUACGUGAGUCUGGCAACACCGGUUUCACGGUGGACUCGCCAAAUGUUACAUAUACGCCCGAGACCAUGCAAGCCAAGUACACGUACCGCACAACGAGCGUCGGCUUCAACAACGGCCAAUACAAGGCAUCACCCAAAGAGUCGAAGUACGAUUUCAAGACGGAGCGUAAGGUUGGCAAAGUUGGUGUCAUGCUUGUUGGCUGGGGUGGAAACAACGGCUCUACCGUCACUGCUGGUAUCAUCGCCAACCGUCGCAAGCUUGAGUGGGAGACCAAAGAGGGACCACGUGCUGCCAAUUAUUACGGCUCUGUUGUAAUGUCGUCGACGCUCAAACUCGGCGAAGACACAACCACUGGUAAAGACGUCAACAUCCCAUUACACAGCCUAUUGCCUAUGGUCCACCCGAACGACCUUGUCAUUGGGGGUUGGGAUAUCAGCAAGAUGGACAUCGCCUCCGCCAUGGACCGUGCACAAGUGCUCGAACCGACCUUGAAGUCGCUCGUUCGCAAAGAAAUGGCUCAGAUGGUGCCGCUGCCGAGUAUCUACUAUCCCGACUUCAUAGCCGCGAACCAAGAGGACCGUGCAGAUAAUGUCGUCGAGGGCUCAAAGGCCUCUGACAAGCACGUCGAGCAUCUCCGCAAGGACAUCCGUGAUUUCAAGAGCGCCAACGGCCUCGAUAAGGUGAUUGUGCUCUGGACCGCAAAUACUGAGCGUUUCGCCGACAUAGUACCUGGCGUAAACGAUACUGCCGACAAUCUUCUACAAGCUAUCAGCAACGGCCACGAAGAAGUCGCACCAUCUACUGUAUUUGCCGUCGCUUGCAUCCUCGAGAAUACACCAUUCAUCAACGGCUCGCCACAGAAUACCUUCGUGCCGGGUUGCAUUCAGCUAGCUGAGAAGCACAGUGCCUUUAUCGGUGGCGACGACUUCAAGUCGGGACAGACGAAAAUGAAGUCUGCCCUCGUCGACUUCAUGAUCAAUGCCGGCAUCAAGCUGACCUCGAUUUCCUCCUACAACCAUCUUGGCAACAACGACGGCAAGAAUUUGUCAUCGCAGAAGCAAUUCAGGAGCAAAGAGAUCAGCAAAUCUAAUGUCGUGGACGACAUGGUCGCUGCCAACAAUGUGCUGUACAAGGAAGGCGAGCACCCUGACCAUUGCGUCGUGAUCAAGUACAUGCCGGCUGUUGGUGACAACAAGCGUGCGCUGGACGAGUAUUAUGCUGAGAUCUUCCUCGGCGGCCACCAAACAAUAUCCAUGUUCAACGUCUGCGAAGACUCGUUGCUCGCAUCGCCACUUAUCAUUGAUCUGGUGCUUAUCGCUGAGCUGUUCACCCGAAUACAGUGGCGUAAGGAUGGCGAGCAAGACUGGAAGAGCUUCCACUCUGUCCUCAGCGUAUUGAGCUACAUGCUCAAGGCGCCGCUCACACCACCCGGCACACCCGUGGUCAACGCUCUGGCCAAGCAGCGUAGUGCCCUCAUAAACAUCAUGAAGGCCUGCGUUGGCCUUGAGCCAGAGAACGACAUGACGCUGGAGCACAAGCUUUUCUGA